Messenger RNA from Botrytis fragariae, 288 nucleotides. RefSeq lists its product as uncharacterized. Lineage: Eukaryota; Fungi; Ascomycota; Leotiomycetes; Helotiales; Sclerotiniaceae. The record is from RefSeq and is a predicted model, not a curated record. The transcript is spliced from 3 exons. Bases 1 to 288 code for a protein of 95 amino acids.
AUGCCAAAAGAUACAAAGACGCACAGUACAAGUUCUCGUAAGAAUCCUGUCGAUAAAACAAAACAAUCUAUCAAAGAUAUUGCCCACAAUUAUCUUCUACUGGUUUGCCUCACUAGCAGUGAUGAUCCCACCAUUACAGAACUUCUCUCUGUGCCCGCGACCUAUUCAUACCUUCAACUUCAUCAAAUUAUAAAAAUCGCAUUUGAGGGAAAGGCAGUUCUGAGCAUGAAGAUACAUGAGGAUCGAAUUGGAAUCAUGUUCGAUGUUUUUGAUGGUCCCGAUACGUGA